GUGCGGCAGGCGGAACAUUUUGGCUUGAAUUUUCCCCUUGCACAUUGAGGAUCCCAAACCGGAAAGGACCCCAGGAACAGGUCAGAAGACGACUGCUACGAUGGCGCCCACAAACACCCUCCCCGCCUGGGCCGAGCUGGAGGCCCACCACAACAAGGUCGGCAAGUCCUUUGUGCUCAAAGACGCCUUCAAGGCCGACCCGAGCCGCUUCAAGAACUUCUCGACCAAGCUCACCCUCCCCGCCGACAUCUCGAGCGAGCCCAAUGGCACCGAGAUCUUGUUCGACUUUAGCAAGAACCUCAUCACCGAGGAGACCCUGAGCUUGCUCGUCAAGCUCGCCGAGCAGGCCGGCCUCGAGAAGAAGCGCGAUGCCAUGUUUGCCGGUGAGAAGAUCAACUUCACCGAGAACCGCGCCGUCUACCACACCGCCCUGCGCAACGUCAGCAACCUCGAGAUGAAGGUCGACGGCGUAGACGUCAUGAACACCAAGGGCGGCGUCAACGAGGUGCUCGAGCACAUGCGCGUCUUCUCGGAGCAAGUCCGCAGCGGCGAAUGGAAGGGAUACACGGGCAAGAAGCUCACCACCAUUAUCAACGUCGGUAUUGGAGGAUCCGAUCUUGGUCCCGUUAUGGUCACCGAGGCCCUCAGGCACUACGGCGCGAAGGACAUGACCCUGCAUUUCGUGUCCAACAUCGAUGGUACGCACAUCGCCGAGGCACUUGCCGACGCGGACCCCGAGACGACUCUCUUCCUGAUCGCCUCCAAGACCUUCACCACCGCCGAGACCACCACCAAUGCCAACACGGCUAAGAAGUGGUUCCUCGAGAAGACGGGCGGCAAGGGCGACAUUGCCAAGCACUUCGUGGCCCUCUCCACCAACGAGGCCGAGGUGACCAAGUUCGGCAUUGACUCCAAGAACAUGUUUGGGUUCGAGAGCUGGGUGGGCGGCCGCUACUCGGUCUGGAGCGCUAUCGGCCUGAGCGUGGCCUUGUACAUCGGCUACGAUAACUUCCACAAGUUCCUGGCCGGCGCCCAUGCCAUGGAUAACCACUUCCGCAGCGCCCCGCUUCGCCAGAACAUCCCCGUCCUUGGUGGCCUCCUCUCAGUUUGGUACUCCAACUUCUUCAAUGCCCAGACCCACCUCGUGGCGCCCUUCGACCAGUACCUGCACCGCUUCCCCGCAUACCUCCAGCAGCUGUCCAUGGAGUCCAACGGCAAGACGAUAACCUCAGACGGCUCGCCCGCGAAAUACACUACCGGUCCCAUCCUCUUCGGCGAGCCGUGCACCAACGCGCAGCACUCCUUCUUCCAGCUGGUGCACCAGGGCACCAAGCUGAUCCCCAGCGAUUUCAUCCUUGCCUCCAAGUCGCACAACCCCGUCUCGGACAACCUCCACCAGAAGAUGCUCGCCUCCAACUACCUCGCCCAGGCCGAGGCCCUCAUGGUUGGCAAGACUGCCGACGAGGUGCGCGCCGAGGGCGGCGUGCCCGACAGCCUGGUGCCGCACAAGGUGUUCCUGGGCAACAGGCCUACCACCAGCAUCCUCGUGGGAGGUGCCAUCGGCCCCGCUGAGCUGGGCGCCCUGAUCGUCUACUACGAGCACCUAACCUUCACCGAGGGCGCCGUGUGGGACAUCAACUCCUUUGACCAGUGGGGCGUCGAGCUCGGCAAGGUCCUGGCCAAGAAGAUCCUCAAGGAGAUUGACGAGCCCGGUGCGGGCAAGGGCCACGACGCCUCGACCGAAGGCUUGUUGGCAGCGUUCAAGGCUUAUGCCAACCUGUGAGAGAUGAUGUUUCGCUAGAGUACGCAGUAUGUCGGAACGCAGUGCUGCACGGGAAAACCUACAUGAUUAAAUGGUUUGAUGCUCCUGCUUCUGUUUUACCAAAUUGGACUAUGGAGGCACAAUCGUGAGUGAUAUUGCAAUGCAGA
Molecule: messenger RNA, 1929 nt
Organism: Thermothelomyces thermophilus ATCC 42464
Lineage: Eukaryota; Fungi; Ascomycota; Sordariomycetes; Sordariales; Chaetomiaceae
Exons: 2
Coding region: 101-1783 (560 amino acids)
Biological process (GO): glycolytic process; glucose 6-phosphate metabolic process; gluconeogenesis
Cellular component (GO): cytosol
Molecular function (GO): carbohydrate derivative binding; monosaccharide binding; glucose-6-phosphate isomerase activity
Source: RefSeq, a predicted model, not a curated record